AUGAUCACCAACAUCAUUGACGGCUCGCUCCACUACAACAAGAAGCUCAUCAAGGCCGACUCGCCCGAGACGCGCAAUGAAGUCGCGUACUCGUACUUUGUCGCGUACGGUUCGGUGCUCAUUGGGUGCCUUUGCGUCUUCUUGCUGCCCAACCAAAAGGCGGCGGUCGCCGAGCUCAAGAAGAACGGCGGUUCGCAGCCCAAGGUCGCGGCCGCCAUCUUCUUCAUCCUCUUUGCGGUGCUCUGCACGUCCAUCACGGGCAACCUCAGCUCCAUGUUCGAGUCGACGCGCUGCAUGCGUCUUGCGGGCGGCGCUGGCUGCGACGAGGCCCCGCCCAGCGGGUACCUUGCCGGUAUCUUUGUGCCCGUCGGUCUCUCGGCGCUCUUGAUCGCCAAGAUCGCGUACGCGCGCCGCUAAGUGGAUCGUCUUUAUAGCGUCUAACUAUGUAAUACCUCGUGUUGUGAUUUGUGA
Molecule: messenger RNA, 471 nt
Organism: Saprolegnia diclina VS20
Lineage: Eukaryota; Oomycota; Saprolegniomycetes; Saprolegniales; Saprolegniaceae
Exons: 1
Coding region: 1-417 (138 amino acids)
Source: RefSeq, a predicted model, not a curated record